AUUUUAAUUUCUCUUCUUCAAUCAACCUCUUCCUUAUAGUGUGCUUCUCCUUAAUUUGUUCCAAUUUAAUUCAAUGGUGGACUGAUUGAUUAACCUGAAGCGCUCCUUCCUUCCUUCCUUCCUUCCUUCCUUCCUUCUUCUUUUACUAGACCAACUACAAUGAUCCUUUGAUUGAUGAUCAUAAUUUUCGAGGUUAACUAACACCACAAGACAAUGCUGCCUGUCUGCUCAAUCAUCACCACCGCCACCGCUUUUCCCUCCAAUUCUCAGAAGGCAUUUCAAGCUAAGUAUUUUAUUAUUCAACAGAGGACGACGAUGAUGAUGAUGAUGAUGAUGGGUGGAACUCCUCAUAUUAAUGGACUCUCUUGCAAAACUAAAGCUAUUAUUAUUGCACCACCAGGCCACUCUUCGGCUUUCACUCACUCCCUCAGUAGUAGUAGUAGUUGUAGUAGUAGUAGUACCGUUGUUACCAUGCCUCCUCCUCCUCCAUAUCAAUAUAAACUAGACUCCAUCAGCUUCCACUUGUCAGAUAAUUCUAAUUAUACACCAGACACGGCAAAUUACUUACAUUCCACAGGGAACAACAGUUACCUCAAGUUUAUAGACCUUGCCACUCAAUCCCUUACACAAGAUGAAGUCUUCACUCGAUCAUUCAACAAUCCUACUCCUACCUCCAUAUCUGAAGAAAAAACACUGCUUCUAGAUAACACUUUAUCUUCCACUGUGAAUGCCGAUGCCCUCUCCCCCUUUAAUGACUCUUUUAGUGCAUCACUUCACAAAGGACAGGAUUCCCUGAAAGACUCCCUUCAUACAAUCACUGCCACCAUAACCUCUACCCUCACUUCCCUUAAUGAAGCUGCAGAUAAUGUCAUCGGUAAAAUGACGUCCUCUCUUGAUCAAACAGGAGAGGUAGCUACUAGUAAGUUUACAGCAGUAGCCAACAACGUAAGGGAAGCCUCAGGCAAAGCUGGUGCUAUAACUGUUGAUGCUUUGAGGCAUUCGAUUAUUGUCAUAGAGGAUUCACUUGCCCAAGGCGCCAACUAUGUUGUUUAUGCUUACGAAUAUGCAAAAAGUACACUUCCUCCUCAAACCCAAAAUGUGCUCAACUCCUCAGAAGACACAGCUGUAGCAAUAUUCCGUCCAGUAGGGACACUUCUUCAACAGAUCUAUAUUGCCUUGGAGGUGCUAGAAAGAAGUGUUGGCUUGGAUCCAAGCGAUCCUAUUGUUCCAACUGCUCUUUUCCUUGGAACAUUAGCAACUUCAUGGGGGUUUUAUUGGUUCUUCACAUAUGGGGGAUAUGCUGGCGAUUUGUCUCCUAAAUUGACUUUUGAGCUCUUGUCAGGAAAGGAAAAUGUUGCUCUCAUAGAUGCCCGGCCUGAGGAUCUCAGGGAAAGGGAUGGAGUUCCUGAUCUCCGACGAGCAGCAAGGUUUCGAUAUGCCAAUGUAAUUCUUCCAGAGGUAGAUGAUUCUGUUAAAAAGUUAAUUUGGAGCGGAAAGGAUCUUGAAGAUUCUCUAACAGCUGUUGUCAUCCGGAAUUUGAAGAUUGUUCAAGACAGGUCCAAGGUAAUAGUUAUGGAUGCUGAUGGAAGUCGGUCCAAAGGCAUUGCCAGAUCACUGAGGAAGCUUGGAGUUAAGAGGGCAUACCUGGUCCAGGGUGGCUUUCGAUCCUGGGCGAGUGAAGGACUUCGUGUGAAGGAGCUAAAACCUGAGACUGCUCUUACUAUUCUCAAUGAGGAAGCCGAGGCAAUCCUAGAAGAAAUCAAGCCAACUCCUCUACAAGUUCUUGGCUACAGCGUGGCUCUCGUUGCAGCAGCGUAUGCAACCCUAGAUUGGGAGAAAACAUUACAAUAUAUUGGGGUCAUUGGCAUUGCUCAGACUAUAUAUAGAAGAGCCGCUUCUUACGAGAGUGCUGAAGACUUCAGAAAAGAUGUGAGGGUGAUUCUGUCUCCUGUUAGACUCGGGGGCGAAGCAAUUUCAUGGGCUGCUGGGAAAUGGGAAACAAAUGGCAUUGGUCUGCCAACAUCCCCUUCAUCCUCAGAUGUCCAGAACCGGGUGUUGCAGGCUGCUGCAAAGCAUGAAUCUCAGCCUUCCGAUGGGGAACAAGAGAAUCGAGCCUUGUCAACCGAUUCCACUGUUGAUUUGUCGGAGGCUUAGAGGUUAUUAUAAUUAUCCUGUUUCUCCUAUGAGUACCCAUCAAUACUGCAAAAAUAAUUGAAGCUUGUACAUUUGAAACUGCAUGCAGCCUUUUCUUUCUACAUACACCUUCUUUGGAUCUUUUUUUAUAUAUAUUAUUAUUGACUUGUUGUA
Molecule: messenger RNA, 2307 nt
Organism: Impatiens glandulifera
Lineage: Eukaryota; Viridiplantae; Streptophyta; Magnoliopsida; Ericales; Balsaminaceae
Product: calcium sensing receptor, chloroplastic
Exons: 13
Coding region: 214-2154 (646 amino acids)
Biological process (GO): cellular response to calcium ion; de-etiolation; regulation of stomatal closure
Source: RefSeq, a predicted model, not a curated record